AUAUUGAGUGCGAUUCGGUACGACGACACGCAAACGGCAUGGACCUCAAUCCAGAACAAAACGUAAUAAAAACGCCAAAGUUGAACUUCACCCCAUAUGCUAAAGGCUUGGGCUGGUUGUAUUUCGAGUGCUUGCGGAAUAACAGGGAUAAAAUAGCACAGAUUGAAGGUCACACCGGUCAAAGAGACACGUUCGGGCAGCUCCUCGACCGAUGCAUUCGAGUAACUCUGGCGAUGAGAGCUAUGGGCCUCAAACCGGGAGACAUCGUGUCGCUCUGCACCUUCAACCAUCUCGACAGCUGCGUGCCGCAGAUCGCCUCACUUUUUCUCGGCGCCGUCGUCUCGGGGGUCGAUCCCACCUUAACAUCCAACGAAAUAGCCUUCCUGCUAAGGCAAGUGAUGCCCAAAGUGAUAUUUGUGCAAGAAGAUUGCGUGGAAAAAGUCGAAGGUGUCCUGGAGGCAAUUGGCUCGAAGGCGACAAUCGUGGUCUUCGGUGGUCAUUCGCGGCACCUUUCCUUCUCCGACCUACUCGAGGGUCAUUCGCGAGUGGAAGACUUUAAACCGAGAACAGCCGAAAAUCUGCACGAGACGGUUUUCAUAUUCUUCAGCAGCGGAACAACGGGCCAUCCCAAGGGUAUAUGCCACAAUCACUACUCUCUGAUGCACCAUACGAGCAAAAAAGGAAGUGAACAAGAGCCUUCGGCUUUGAUAGUCGCAUUCGCAUCACCUUACUGGAGCGUGUUUAUAUUAAAUUUACAUUAUAGCAUAGUGGAGGGAGUGACCAGGUUAGUCUACCCCAGAUAUGACCCUGAUAAUGCAUGGCAGAUGUUUGACUAUCCGCUUACAUUCGCAUUUCUGAACGUGACACAAAUGCUGAUCAUGCUGGACCAAGGGCGACCCGAAAACGUUCGAACUGACAGCUUAGCCGCAAUUAUCAUAGGCGGCGAUGCACCGCCCAAAGAGAAACUGCUAGCAAUGAGAGCGAUGUUCCCAAACGCUCUUGUUUGGCAAAGUUAUGGCCAAACCGAAAUUAUGACGGCGAUCACAUACUUCAAUCCCACAAAUCCGAAACACCUCAGAUUUAUUGGUGAGAAGCCGUCGUCCGUCGGCUGUGCCGUACCGGGAAUGUGGUACAAAAUUGCAGACAUCGAAACUGGCAAAGUGCUGGGCCCGGACACUCCCGGCGAACUUCGCGUUAAAACCGAAUUUCAAACCAGCGGCUACCACAACACUGACUCGUCCGGAAUAUGGGACGAUGACGGCUGGCUGAAGACUGGCGACCUCGCCUACUACGACCAGGACCUCUGCUUUUACAUCGUCGGACGUGUCAAGGAAAUGUUUAAAUUCCGCGAAUGGCAUAUCGUACCCACAGUUCUUGAGGAAAUCCUGACCAGUCAUCCGGCCAUCGCAGGCGCGGCGGUUAUUGGUGUUCCGCACGAGAUGGACAGUCACCAUCCCAUGGCCGUGGUAGUACUAAAACCUUCGGGCGAAAAAACCAGCGAGGUGGAGAUCCAACAAUUUUUGGAGAGGAGAGUCAACGACCGCCAACGGCUUCGGGGAGGAGUCAAGUUCGUCUCCCAGCUGCCGUUAACGCCCACAGGAAAAAUCAACAGAAAACAAGUUAGGGAAAUGUUCGUCGGAUUGUGUCAAUAAAAUAAAAUUUUCCAAAACUCUGGAGUGUCAAUGUCAGUGACUGACAUUUCAGAGUAUAAUGUAUACAAAUUUUGCAAAUGAAGCAUGUUGAAAAUGUUAAUAAACUUUAAUUCUGCGUUACUCGCUCCUUGCAUUUGAACGUGGUUACUAGCUGAUGAGAGAGCCUCUCACUGUUGCGUAACGUUAGUGUAUACGUUGACAAACAGAUAAUAUCUUUGAAAAUUAAUUUAUUGGAUUUACACUUACAAGCAAUGUAACAAAUAGGUACUUAAUAUAAGAACUAAAAAAAAUGGCUUAUAUAAACUUAUAUAAACACUCAUGUGAACC
Molecule: messenger RNA, 1979 nt
Organism: Photinus pyralis (common eastern firefly)
Lineage: Eukaryota; Metazoa; Arthropoda; Insecta; Coleoptera; Lampyridae
Product: 4-coumarate--CoA ligase 1-like
Exons: 4
Coding region: 39-1652 (537 amino acids)
Biological process (GO): long-chain fatty acid metabolic process; fatty-acyl-CoA biosynthetic process
Molecular function (GO): long-chain fatty acid-CoA ligase activity
Source: RefSeq, a predicted model, not a curated record